This is a messenger RNA of Paramecium octaurelia, 2471 nucleotides long. The record is from the annotation of a GenBank genome assembly. Lineage: Eukaryota; Ciliophora; Oligohymenophorea; Peniculida; Parameciidae.
AUGAAUAGGGAGGAUUUAGCCAUUUUUCCACACACUCCGUAGUUCUAGACUAUUUACAAUCCCACUCUUGUACAUCCAAUGAGUGCUUUUGUUUCGAGAUCUUCUUACAAAAAUAAUUAAUUAUAACGAAACAAAUUAAAUAGGUUUAAUGUUGAACAAUACUAUUCUAAAAGAUAACACGAUUAAAGACACAUCUCUUUGCCAAGAGCGUUAUAAGCGGUCAAAAAACAAUAAAAUGAAUGUAAUAUUAAAUGUUAUAUCUAAGAGUAGAGAAGGGGAUCACAUUACAAGGAAGCAACAAUAAGUAUAGUAUAUCCAGAUUCAAAGAAUGAAGAUUCAAUUGUCUCAAAAAUAGACAAAGUUUCAAAUUUAUAAAAUAACUUAUAAGGAGUACAUAUGGAUCUUGUUGAAGAAAAGAAAACAAACAUAAUCGACCUUAAAAAGUCUUAUACUAGGUUCAAGGAGACCUCUAAAACUAAAACCCUUUUGAACACCAUUUUAAGAGGGUUCUAAUGUAAACAAAGUGAUUUUGAUAAUGAUAAUCUCAUUUAAAUUAUGGGUCUGUAAAUCAAAGCAUCGAAAUUAUAAGAACAAUAAGCUAUCAGAACUAAAGCAUAUUCUUUAGAAAAGGAAAGAGAAUCCAUAAAAACAUCAUCAAUAGAAAAAAGAGAAACCACAACUCGUUCAGUACAAAAAAGAAGGGAAUCUCCUUAUAGCAAGAUAAAAAAUGUUUCAUAAUAAAACAUGAAAAUAAAUCAAAAUUUUCGAUUUUCAUUGAAUGACUAUUCAAAUUUGAGUCGAGAUCAACUAUUUUAAACAAAAUUGUUGAGCUACCAUCAUUUCUUAUUUAUGGUUUCUGCAUAGAGCAAUUUUUAUGUGGUUCCAUCAAACAAUUUAAUUGAAUUAAAAUUUAAAGUUGGCAAAGGAAACAACAGUUUACUCAUUAAAGAAACUUUUAAAUAAAGAUGGUGGUGGACAUUAAAUUAAGAAGCCGAUAAUAAGGAAUUAAAUUUUAUUUGGACUUAAAUCAAGGUACCUUAAUUUAUGAAUCUAUAAGAAUGGAGUAAGGAAUCAGUCUUAACUCGUUAAAAAUCAUUAUCUACAACAUCAACAGAAUUAAGAAGAAUGAAAAAACCUUAAUCUCCCAAAUCAUCAAAAAAAUCUACAAGAUUCGGUAAAUUUGAUGAUCCCUUACAAAAACUGAUGAAUGAUCAGGAUAUCUGUGAACUUAAGAACAUUGAUAAAUCUAUUUAGGACUUUUAAAAAUAUGCUGAAAAAAAGGAGUUUAAAAUCAUUGACAAUUUUCAUAAAGUAUAUCUCUUCAUAUAAGCUUAGAUUCACAAUCAUAUUGAAAGAAAUUAUCACUUAGGAAAUAAAAAGGCAAUGUUCCACAACAUGAAAAAGUUUUACGAGCUAACAAAAUAGGAUCUAUUUUAACAUCUACCCAUUACAUUCCAUGUCUCUGGAGUUAAAGAUAAAUCAUACUUGUAAUUUUUGGAAUAUUAUAAAGAAAAGUAUAUUUAAUUAUUUAUAAGGAAGGGAAACGGUAUAUGGAUAGUAAAGCCUGGAGAAUUCACCAAUAGAGGCAACGGGAUUAUAGUCUGCCAAAACUUAAAUGAGAUACAUAGAAUUGUUAGCAAAAGAUAGAAUCACCCUAAUGGAAAACCUUUUACUUAUUUGAUUCAAAAGUAUAUUGAGAAACCUUUCCUAUAUAAUAAAAGAAAAUUUGAUAUUCGAUGUUAUUUUCUGAUAACCUAACUAAAUAAUGUUAUCAGAGCCUAUUGGUAUGAAGAGGGAUAUUUAAGAACUUCCAGUGAAGAGUUUGACAUAAAAGAUGUAAGUAAUUAGUAUGUUCAUUUAACUAAUGAUGCCAUUCAGAAAUAUAGUGAAGCAUAUGGAAAAUAUGAAAAUGGAAACAAACUAUCCUUUGCUGAAUUUUAAAGGUAUCUAGAUAAAUGGCAUAAUAAUGAUCAUUUCGACUUUUAUAAAGAUCUGUACCCAUAAUUAAAAGUGAUAACAUUAAAUGCUAUUAAAUCAGUAUAUCAUAAGAUCGAACCAUUCAAAAAGAAUUAUAACUUUGAAAUUUUUGGAUUAGAUUUUAUGAUUGAUGAAAAAUUUAAGCCAUAUCUAAUUGAAAUAAAUACAAAUCCUUGUUUAGAAUUAAGCUCACCAUUAUUAGGCAGAAUAAUACCAGCCAUGGUAGAAAAUGCCUUUAGGUAAUUGAAUAUCAAUUUAUAAUGAGAUUAUCUAUAGAUACUUUGGUACCACCACCUGAAUCAACAGCAUGGCCGCCAAAUAAGAAACAUCUAUUAUUUUAUGAUAAUCUGUUGGAAAAUAAUAGAUUUUAAUUAUUGUUUGACGAAAAGGAUGAUGCCUUAGAAUUGAAAAACUUAUAUAGCAAUUAAAUUAAUGAUGAUCAAAUUGAUGAAAUGAAUGAGGAAGAAGAAGAAUACAAAUCAGAUGAUGAUUGA